This is a messenger RNA of Xenopus tropicalis (tropical clawed frog), 2310 nucleotides long. It is a transcript of the gene trim69, whose product is annotated as tripartite motif-containing 69 gene 1. NCBI's taxonomy places the organism in Eukaryota, Metazoa, Chordata, Amphibia, Anura, Pipidae. Bases 295 to 2229 code for a protein of 644 amino acids. Gene Ontology annotation, molecular function: zinc ion binding. Gene Ontology annotation, cellular component: nucleus. The record is from RefSeq and is a predicted model, not a curated record. The transcript has 9 exons.
CGCCCGUUCGUUUCGAUUGUGCUGCUUCUGACCCUGCGCAGUGGUUCUGUGCGGAGGCUUUUUGUCCCGCAGGGCUGUGGUGCGAUUGAUAACCCUCUCAGCUUCCUUCAGAAAUCCCUUUGUUAUUGCAAAUACUUACUCCUUGUUAUACUACAACCUGUUACCUCUUGGCGCCGCGCAUUAAUCUCAAGGCGCCAAACUAAAUAGCCUCCUUGGUACCACAGCUUUCAUUGGUUUGUAGGCGGGGAUACUGUGGGAAAAGGCUGCAGUAUCUACCCACAGGCAGGUGUUACAAUGGCCGCAACUACUUCCAACGAGCCCGAAAAGAAAGAGGACAUGGUGUGUGAGGAGGCGGAUAGUAACCAAGAGGAUAGCACGGCGGGGGAUGAGGCGGACGGAUCUGUAAAUGUGCAGAAUAAAGCGGAGGAAGACGAAGCGGUAAACGUGGGCAGCACCUAUCAGUGCAAGAAAGCCGACGGCUCUCUGCAUGAUGCUGAGGUUGUGAAGACCAGAAUAAAUAAGCAGCUUGGCAAAGAAGAGUACUAUGUGCAUUAUAUCGGCUUGAAUCGUCGCCAAAAUGAGUGGGUGGACAAAACACGUUUGGUGUUGACCAAAGCAGAAGCAAAGGAAGAAGCAAAGGACGAGGCAAGCGGAAAUGAUCAGGAGAUAACCGAUGCCGUGGAACCGGCCAAUGGAAAGACUCCCCAAGGACAAAAGAGGAAACUUGAGGAACAGGAGCCUGAAACAAAGAAAACCAAAGUGGAAGUUACGGAUGCUGCGCCCAACUCUGCACUGGUGGGGUCAGCUGGAGAUUUUGCAGAGGAGCUGACGUGUCGCUUGUGUGUUGAGCUUUUCAAAGACCCAGUGAUGGUGGAAUGCGGCCACAAUUUCUGUAAGGCCUGCAUUGAGAAGGCUUGGGCUGGCCGGGAUUCCUUUUCCUGCCCUGAAUGCAAGGAGGUGAUCAAUGACAAGAAAUAUACCAUCAACAGAGCCCUGGCCAACCUGGUGAAGAAGACCGCAGCAGCACCUGUGAUUUCAAUAGAGAAAAAGGAGAAACCACUGGAGAACUGUGCUGAGCAUGACGAGAGGCUUAAGCUUUAUUGUAAAGAUGAUGGCACCCUUGGGUGCAUUAUAUGCCGCGACUCUCUCAAACACGCCAGCCACAACUUCCUGCCCAUUUUAGAUGCAGUGGCUGUGUACAGGGAGCAGCUUGCUGCCAUUGUUGCCCCAUUGGAAGCAUCGCUGAAAGUGAGUGAACAGGUUGUAGGCCAGCAAAACGAGAAGAUUGUGCAGCACAAGAACAACAUAUGUGAAUACAAAGACCACAUUGCAGCAGAAUUUGAGAGGAUGCAUGAGUUCUUGGAUGAGCGGGAGAAGGCUCUUCUAGAGCAGCUUCAACAACAAGGAGACGGCUUGCUCAAGGAAAUGGAGCAAAACAUGGUGAAAAUGCAAGAGAAUAUAGAUGGCAUUAAAAAAACUAUUGCUGUGGCUAAGGACCGCGUGGAUGAGACAGACUCUAUUUCUUUCCUCACGGACAUUAAAGCCUUCAUUGACAAGUGUCUUGAACAGCAGCGGGAGGUGGUAUCCUCAUCUGGGAAUACAUUACUAUCCAAAGAACUGUGUCAAGGAACCUUUAAAGGCCCCAUCCAGUUUAUUUUGUGGAAGGAAAUGAAGAAAUCCAUUGUUCCAAAUCUUUCAACAAUGUUGCUGGACCCAAGCACAGCUCACCCAAACCUGAUCCUGUCAGAUGGACUGACCAGCGUCAAGUAUGGCGAUAGUAAGCUCUCUGUCCCUGAUAACCCCAAGCGCUUUAGUCAGUGUAUUCUUGUCCUGGGAUCAGAGGGAUUCGAUUCUGGGCGCCACUACUGGGAAGUCGAUGUGGGAGACAAAACCGCGUGGGAUGUGGGAAUGGCAAGCGAAUCCAGCAACCGGAAAGGGAAGAUCAAGCUUAACCCCAAGAAUGGCUACUGGGCAAUCUGGCUGAGAAAUGGGAAUGCUUACAAGGCUCUUGAGUCCCCCUCCAAGACUCUUGUCUUGGCAUCCAAGCCCCGCAGAAUUGGAGUUUAUGUGGACUAUGAGGGGGGUAUGAUAUCUUUCUAUAAUGCAGACAACAUGACCCCCAUUUACACUUUCAAUGCUACCUUCACUGAGAAGUUGUACCCUUACCUUUCUCCAUUCCUGCAUGAUUCUGGCAGAAACGUGGAGUCUCUUCGUCUGGUCCAUAAUUAAUUUCCCAAAAAAGCCCAUUAGCAUAAUGAUUUCUGUGCCUACAGUUUUCCGUAUGAGAUUUAAACUGGCAAAUGUAAGCUA